ACAGAGAUGUCAGCGUAUGAAAAUGUUGUUGGUGGAAAAUUGAAGCUCAAAGGAAAGGCACUUGAUGUGAAGGCUGGCGGAGUGAAGAAGAAGAAAAAGAAGAACAAAAGAGAUCAUGAGAAUCAGAUUUUGCAGACUACCGAAGAUGAUAUUUCAGCAGGUGGGAGCACAGAGCAAUCCUUGGCUACGGAUGAUCAAAAUGCGAACGAUGAGGGCAAACUGAGUGGGGAAGGGAAGGAUGCUCACUAUGAUGAUCAUCUUACACCAGCAGAGAAACGAUACAUAGAACAGAGGGAGCAGCUUGAUGUUCAUAGGUUGGCCAAGAUCUCCAACAAAUCUCACCGCGAUAGGAUUCAGGAUUUCAACCAAUAUCUUGCAAACAUGAGCGAGCAUUAUGAUAUUCCUAAAGUUGGUCCCGGAUAGUAUGAAGGCCAACAACCCCUAUUGUUUAGUAUUGAUACCAUGUGUUGUGUGUGUACUAUCAUUACAGAACCAUGUUUAUCUCGCUUAAGCGGUAUUUCAGAUGAUAUACUUCGGUUUCUUUGCUUUUAAUGGAGUAUUAAUGUUAUUGCCUUCGAUGAAAUUCCCAUUGAA
Molecule: messenger RNA, 594 nt
Organism: Arachis ipaensis
Lineage: Eukaryota; Viridiplantae; Streptophyta; Magnoliopsida; Fabales; Fabaceae
Source: RefSeq, a predicted model, not a curated record